Molecule: messenger RNA, 1044 nt
Organism: Brenthis ino (lesser marbled fritillary)
Lineage: Eukaryota; Metazoa; Arthropoda; Insecta; Lepidoptera; Nymphalidae
Source: the annotation of a GenBank genome assembly
AUGAAGGGCUGCAUUUUCAACAUCGAUGCUGGAUAUUUGGAGGGAUUGUGCCGCGGUUUUAAGUGUGGGAUACUCAAGCAAUCCGAUUACUUGAAUUUGGUACAAUGCGAAACAUUGGAAGAUUUAAAACUCCAUUUACAAGGAACAGACUAUGGAACAUUCCUUGCUAAUGAGCCCAGCCCUCUCGCUGUAUCAACUAUUGAUGACAAGCUGCGUGAAAAGCUUGUUAUUGAAUUUCAACAUCUGAGAAAUCACUCUGUUGAACCUAUGUCAACUUUCCUUGACUUCAUCACCUACAGUUACAUGAUUGAUAAUAUCAUUCUACUGAUCACUGGUACUCUGCACCAGAGACCAAUUUCUGAAUUGAUUCCUAAAUGUCAUCCUCUUGGUUCUUUUGAACAAAUGGAAGCUAUUCAUGUUGCUGCCACUCCAGCUGAGCUCUACAAUGCUGUGCUGGUUGACACACCACUUGCACCAUUUUUUGUUGAUUGUAUCAGUGAACAAGAUUUAGAUGAGAUGAACAUUGAAAUCAUUCGUAACACUCUUUACAAGGCCUAUUUGGAGGCUUUCUAUGAAUUCUGCAAACAGAUUGGAGGAACAACUGCUGAUGUCAUGUGUGAAAUUUUGGCUUUUGAAGCUGACCGUCGUGCUAUUAUUAUUACCAUCAACUCUUUUGGAACUGAGUUGUCAAAGGAUGAUCGUGCUAAACUUUACCCACGCUGUGGAAAGCUGAAUCCAGAUGGACUAGCAGCACUUGCCCGUGCUGAUGAUUAUGAACAAGUCAAGGCUGUAGCAGAGUACUAUGCCGAGUACUCUGCACUCUUUGAAGGAGCUGGCAACAAUGUUGGUGAUAAAACCUUGGAAGAUAAAUUCUUUGAACAUGAAGUGUCUCUAAAUGUAAAUGCAUUCUUACAACAAUUCCACUUUGGAGUGUUUUACUCGUACCUCAAGCUCAAGGAACAAGAAUGCCGAAACAUUGUUUGGAUCAGUGAAUGUGUUGCCCAGAAACACCGAGCUAAAAUUGACAACUACAUUCCCAUAUUC